Penicillium odoratum is the source of this 882-nucleotide messenger RNA. RefSeq names its product putative carbonyl reductase. Bases 1 to 882 code for a protein of 293 amino acids. Gene Ontology annotation, cellular component: intracellular anatomical structure. The transcript is spliced from 3 exons. Gene Ontology annotation, molecular function: oxidoreductase activity, acting on NAD(P)H, oxygen as acceptor. The record is from RefSeq and is a predicted model, not a curated record. NCBI's taxonomy places the organism in Eukaryota, Fungi, Ascomycota, Eurotiomycetes, Eurotiales, Aspergillaceae.
AUGGCGGAGCAACCGAUUGUGAAGGGCAACUUCUGCCAUGAUAACAACACAUUCGAAGGCAAAUCCAGUGUGAUGGAAAUGUUUUCCUUGAAAGGGAAAACUGCCGUUGUAACAGGAGCUGCCGCGGGAAUUGGAUUGAGUGUUGCACAUGCCCUUGCGGAAGCCGGCGCCAAUGUUGCCAUUUGGUACAACACCAACCCGAAGGCUACUGAAGAAGCCGCAAACAUUGAGAAAAAAUACGGAGUUCAGUGCCAAGCAUACCAAGUGAAUAUCAAACAGAGCGAAGACGUCGAAAGACUACUCGAUAUGUGCGUCCGUGAGUUUCAAGGCCGGCUUGACAUCUUUAUUGCCAACUCUGGCAUUCCAUGGACCAAAGGAGCUAUGGUGGAUGCCCCCCUUGACCACUACUCGAAUGUGACCCAGACAGAUCUGGAUGGAACCUUCUAUUGUGCCAGAGCAGCCGCCUCACAUUGGCGGCGACAGAAAUCGGAAAACACGGAUAUUUUUGGCCAGCCUCUUCAAGGAUUCACUUAUGGCAGCUUUAUCGCCACUGCUUCUAUGAGUGGCAGCAUCGUCAACGUCCCUCAGCUCCAGGCUGCAUACAACGCUGCUAAGGCUGGAGUCAUCCAUCUAUGCAAGUCUCUUGCAGUGGAGUGGGUUCGAUUUGCUCGGGCGAAUACUGUCUCGCCAGGCUAUAUUGCGACGGAAAUUUCCGUGUUCAUUGAUGCCGAGACGAAGAAGAUCUGGAAAGAUAAAAUCCCCAUGGGCCGGGAAGGACUACCACAAGAACUGAAGGGGGCUUAUUUAUACCUCGCCUCUGAUGCUUCGAGCUACACAACCGGAGCAGAUCUUAUUGUUGAUGGAGGCUAUACUCUACCAUAA